Messenger RNA from Pyricularia grisea, 1815 nucleotides. RefSeq lists its product as uncharacterized. The coding region runs from base 1 to 1815 and encodes 604 amino acids. Lineage: Eukaryota; Fungi; Ascomycota; Sordariomycetes; Magnaporthales; Pyriculariaceae. The transcript is spliced from 2 exons. The record is from RefSeq and is a predicted model, not a curated record.
AUGGGUGAACCUUAUUGGGUUGCCGAGGUUCAAAAUUCCCUGCACCUUCUAGCUGAGAAUCUCCACGAGCGUCAGUUCGAUGGAAAAAUGUAUGACAGGCUUCCUUCUUUCAACAAUUCCUGUCAAGAAUACACGUUGGCGCCAUAUGAUGAGCUCAAGCUGGCCAACAACCUGGCAUUUUUAGCUUGUACCGAGGAGGGCGGUGAUAAGGUUUCUGCCGUGUGCUUCGAAGAAUAUCGCAAUGAGUUGACUAUACGCCUAGUAAGCAACAAAUGUCCUGGUAACGAAACAGUGGAAUUGCUUCAGAAGAUAGCGAGCAGUCUCGCCGACUAUGCCAGUAGUAAGAUUCAUCGCGAGGCCUUUAUGGAAGAAGCUUUUGCCACAGUGAUUAACCUGUGCGGCACCCGCAUACUACAACGCACGCGGCCAUGUUGGGCCAAGAAACCACACCGGCUAGAGAAGAAGGCAUCUCCCUUGCAGAGUCUCGACAAUGACUGGGCUCUGCUGACUGAAACCCUGCAGAGGCGGUUUGCAACGACCCUCCAUGCGCUGGAGAAGAUGCGAGAACACCUACGUUACCUUAAUACGAUAAAACAUGACAGCAAAGAUUUAAGAGAGACGCUCCAAAACAUCGUCUUGGCAGCCUACGACGCCUCUGCUACCGAGACGCCACGAAAGCUGGAGGAGAAACUGAGGCGUUGCGGGCCUGCGGGCUUGGGUCUCGCUGGCAGGACCGCUGUUCGGCAGGUGGACAAACUAGGACGCUACUACGGCGUCUGCAAGGACUUUGCAAAGCUGGCACGGCGCCAGAGUUACCAGCCCCUAUUUUCGAGCGUUAUAGUGGCGAGGUGCGAUGCAAUGCCCGACACCUGCAGAGAUCCGGCGGGCGGGCGGAAGCUGCAUGUCCACGCAGAGGUGCAGCUCGUGAUGCACUACUUAUCUCGGAAUCUUUCGCCUGCACCCAGGGCGAUUGGCUGCAGCAAGUCGGCCUGCUUCCUCUGCCAUGCUCUCAUCAGCCGGCUUGGGCACUGGUCACUCUCGGCUUGCCACGGGAAGCUUUACUCCAAAUGGACAGUCCCAGACGGGGUACGCUUGACGCAUAGCAAGGCAAAGGAUCUUGCACGCGCAUUACGGCAGGUUCGGGAUGAGCUGAAGACGCUUGGUGCGGGGGCGAAAGUGCAAGUAGCCGAAAGCCCAGCUCUUUCGCUCAUAUCUGGCCCGUCGACGGCAACGUUGCUUUCUAUAGCAUCGGGGUCAAGCUCAACAUCUAUGAAAACAAUCCGUCCUAACAGCACUGCGAAGACGAACGCACCCGCUUACGUUGAUGCAAGCACAGUCAAGGCGCCAACAGGGAGCACAACUUCUGCAGAAUUAGUAUUCGCAAAAGCACAGAGCAAUCCAUACCCCGAUGUGGGAAUAUCAACUUCGGAUGGACCAUGCAAUAAUACCGGAUUUGUAGCCGGCGUUGGAACAACUAACUCACCAGCCGCGACGCUGCAGGUAAAGGAAAACGAUUUGCCGUACGAGGUCGUCAUUUUCAAUUACAGCCUGCCGUUGCUCGACCUCCAACUUGGGCUUCUGUCGCUGCAUAUCGAUUUCACAGAAAUUAGCGUCGGUCGAAUAAAAAUAUCGCGUUAUGUUGGCAGUGACGAGCUGGUCCUGUCUUUGGAAGCUACCAACUUACUUUCCGCUGAGCCGGGUCGGACGCUCAGCUGCGAGCGAGGAAGUAAUGUAUUUCGUUUCAAUUUGCUGUGUUUCGAACGCGUUACGACGCAGGUGGAGAUAAUAUGGGGAACGACGCAAACAAAUCUUUAA